GCAGUCAUGCUGGCGGCCCUGCUGCUGUGCACCCUCGGGACUCCGAUUGCAAACGAGUCCGGCGACAGUCCGGCGGGAGACUCUUCGGGUGAGGAGGAGGAGGAGGAGGUGAUGGUGACCUAUGACCUUCUGAGCGUGAACCAAGUUUGGGACUUCAUCAUCGGCGCGACGGCGCGCCACCACAAGGAGUUUGAAGAGGAAUUCCAAAACGCAGUGAAAUAUCAUUUCCUGGACAACUACAGAUUCCCAUCCCUUCCAGCAGACUGCCCUAAUUCAAACUUCACCAUGGAGGCUUGUCUCGAAAGGUUGGCUGAAGGCCUGAGCACCUACUUGGUUCUCUUUAAGCACGUGGAGAGCGAGUACCCCAACGGCUCCAUCGUCUUGGAGGUGCGACCCCAGAGUGUGAAACUCAUCAACCUCAUCAAGGGAAAGAUGAGAAACCCCAAACAGGUCGCCCUCCUGACCCUGGACCAGGAGGAGCAGCUUCUGCGUGACAUCUACAACCCCAGCCCUUUCCACAGAAAGAUGACGGCACACAGCAUCCUGCGCCAGCUCCACAACUUCCUCCUCGACGGCAGAGUAGAAAUUCGUAGAAGGGAAAGGAGAAGACGGCCCGGCAAGGUUAUUGCUCCCUCUUACAAUUUCCUGCAGAGAUAAAAGUAAGCUAUGAAGGAAUACGGGCUGAUGCAGCCGCUCUAACGUUAAUGU
Molecule: messenger RNA, 708 nt
Organism: Solea solea (common sole)
Lineage: Eukaryota; Metazoa; Chordata; Actinopteri; Pleuronectiformes; Soleidae
Product: interleukin-6-like
Exons: 4
Coding region: 7-657 (216 amino acids)
Biological process (GO): myeloid cell development; macrophage differentiation; neutrophil differentiation
Cellular component (GO): extracellular region
Molecular function (GO): cytokine activity; interleukin-6 receptor binding
Source: RefSeq, a predicted model, not a curated record